AGUGGCAAAUUGCAUGCUCUGCGUGCAGAAAAUCCCAGGCACUGUGCUUGGCUUCUCCAGGUAGAUCAGGGGAAAGACCCCGUCUGAAAUAGUAGAGAGCCUCUGCCAUAUACAAUGCUAAGCUAGAUUGGCCAGAGGUCUGAUUCUGUAUAACGUAGCUUCCUAUGGUCCUGUAUUGGUGUAGGGUGACUCUAGUCCCCAAACUCCUCAGGAGCUUUUCCCAUCUGAGUAUUGCAGUCGUGGGGAACUACUGACUUUCAGAGUCAUACCAUUGUUCCAUUUAGCUCAGUAUUGCCUACACAGACUGGUAGCAGCUUCUCCAAGGUUGCAGGCAGGAGUCUCUCACAGCCCUAUCUUGGAGAUGCCAGGGAGGGAACUUGGAACCUUCUGCAUGCAAAUAUGCAGAUGCUCUUCCCAGAGUGACCCCAACCCUAAGGGGAAUAUCUUAACAGUACAUAUGCUUUAAACUCCUAUCCAAAUGCAACCAGGGUGGACCCUGCUUAGCAAACCACAAGACCAGCUCUCCUCCCCUUUGGGCUCUGUGGGAUGGAGGUUAGGCAGAGGCAAUCUGGGGUGUGUGGGCACUCUUAUCCUCAGGGAACCUUUUCCACAAUCCCAUCGGUUCUCUGCAACAUGCAGGAGUUCUGCAGCAGAUUCUGGAUGUUUUCUAGGACACAUUCUCAACUUGUGCAGGUCCUGCCAAUACUGGAUGGCCCUAAGUAUUACAUCAUUGAAAAUUGCCCAGUGCUCCCCUGCAUAUGCCUGUUACAAGAGAAUGUUGAUGGCAUUUUAAUCUCUCUGGGCUUCAGAACCUGAAACUCAUGCAAAUGAAAAAAUAUAUAUAUUUGCUUAUUUUACCCACUUUCUCACUUUAUCUUACAUCUUGAAGGACAAGCCAAUGCAGAACAGUAAAAUCCUUACUUUUGGCUACUGGCCUGUGAGAGUUCACCAGGUGCUGCUGACAUGAUUUCUGAAUCCAUAAGGACUAGAAACUUCAUUUUUAAAAAAAUGCUUUUGCUUGUAUGGUGUAAGUAGAAUAUAUACAGUCCUAAAUAUUUUAAUUAUAGCCAAAGUGAUCUAAAAACAACCCCAUUAAAAAAACACACAUUUCCCUUAUGUGAAUCUUGUUACAGAAUUAUUCAGAAGGAUGUACUUUUUUCCUUUGUACAGGUGGACCUUGGCACACGCAGUCUUAGCAAUCAUGUUUUCACAUAUCAGAAGUUGGGCAAUUGAUACGUGACCUCAGUAUAUGUGGGGGGAAAUGGUGGGGAAAGGGUUAAUUUUCACACAUCUGUGGUUAUGGGGUGGCCAGAAAUGACCUCCAAGAAAAUUCUGGCUACCAUUUUGAAGAAAGGCACUUCGUGGCUCAUUCGUGGUUUUUUAAAAGUGAUUUUUACAAUAAGGCACUUCUACCCCAUUUCUGCUGUUUUUAGCUCUUUUGACAUGUUUUUUGCCGCCUCAGGAACCUAAUCUUGUCCCGCCCUCGGUACCCAUUGCCCUGACAUCCCAUUAUCCAUGGUUCCUACCCAUGGAAAUUGGCAGGAACAGAACCCCUCCCAUGGAUAAUGGGGUACACCUGUACUCUUAGUACAUUCAUCACAAGAAGAAUCUUGUUCAAUAGCGCCACAAGGGAAUGUUAGAGGUCUUCUCUGCUUCAAUUCCUUGGUAGGUCUUGGAGCAAAGAUGGACAUGGUAAAAUCCUGAAUUGAAAAUGGCGACUAGUCUACUUUGAGUACCACCCCACCCCGCACCAGAUGGUGCUAUUUGUUUCCUGGUGUUACAAAUAAUGUGGUGGUGUUUAUUACAAUUAACACAUGGUGUUAUUUGUUUCCUGGAUUGCUAUGUAUGUAUAUGGAAUUCCUAUGUUUUGAGGACUUAAGGAAAGAGAAAUAGAGGACACAGAAAAGGUAAAAUAGCACAGGACUACUAUGUAGAAGACUUGGUUAACAAUAUAGGAAAUUUUUCAACAUCCUUCUUUCCUCACCUGUAACUUUUUAUUUGUAUCUUUGAUAGUGAUGAGGACUGAGAAUUAGAAGUUUAUUGUUAGUCACACCUGGAAGGAUUAUCCCUCCCUUCCCCCCGCCCAUAACUUAGCAGGGUAUGCUAUGCCAAAGUUGAGAAAGAUCCAUCCACCUGAGUCCAUUUGGAUCAAGAGGCUUUACUGUAUGGCAGUCUUUUCUCUCGGUUGUCAUGGAACAAUUGUUGCUUUGGUGACAGCAUCACAGUAACUCUGUGUGUAAGGUAAUAAUGAGAGUUGCCAGGGAGGUGGGGAAAGGGCAGGCUGCUAUGGUUGGGUGUGGCAACCAGUGACUUUCUCUUGUCUCCGUCCAACAUGACUUGUGUUACUCGGAGAUGCCUUCAGAGGCAGAAGGAAUUUAUCCUUGAUGGUGUGGCAGUGGACACCAUAGCUAGUGGCUACACCAGCAUCCUGCCCAAGCUGUGGUCUGCGUUGCCUCCUUACAAUGCUCAACUGGACAUCCAUGCUGCCAGCUAUUUCUCAUCCCCAGUGGUCAAGUCAGUGCUGAAAAAGACAGAACAGACCCGUGGGGGAACCUCUAGGGAUGGCUGGAUAGUGGAUUAUUUCCAUAUCUAUGGGCCAGGACAGAGAUACUUGAACAGAAGAAACUGGGCAGGGGCAGGUCAUUCUACACAGCAAGUGGCUGGUCACCACUUGCACUUGUCGGAUACCAAGCCUGUGAGAGGGUACAAUGGGCGAUACGGCUACCGCCGCAACACCCCUGAUCUCCGCACACGCUCCUCUUGCUUUGGAGAAGUCACAUGGCUUCCCAUCCACUGAAGAACAGCAAAUGGCUGCCUCUGUGCCUUGUUCUGGUCAGACUAUGAAGUGUGUUUUUGGUUUGGUUUGGAUUUCUUUUGUUGUUCGCUUCUUCUUGACUUUUCCAAAAAUGAACAGGAACCAAAUAAUAAAAUACUCUCAAUUUUCUUACAUGGA
Molecule: messenger RNA, 2953 nt
Organism: Hemicordylus capensis (graceful crag lizard)
Lineage: Eukaryota; Metazoa; Chordata; Lepidosauria; Squamata; Cordylidae
Gene: SPMAP1
Product: chromosome 6 C17orf98 homolog
Exons: 3
Coding region: 2333-2797 (154 amino acids)
Source: RefSeq, a predicted model, not a curated record